Lymnaea stagnalis (great pond snail) is the source of this 2910-nucleotide messenger RNA. Lineage: Eukaryota; Metazoa; Mollusca; Gastropoda; Lymnaeidae. The record is from the annotation of a GenBank genome assembly.
CUGGGAUGGAAUACGUCGUCAGCAGGUCAGGCAUGUUACACUAUGUUAACUUCACACUCAUCAACGUCAAGUUAGCGGACUUCAUAAAGUACAACGUCACGCUAUAUUCUUUGUUGAACCAACCAAUGUCGUUACAUGUUGAGCUCCAGCCCAUAGGUAUGUGACUAGAAUUAAAUGAAUAUAUUGACAGACAGUGGUGACAUAAUCACAAUAAAAUACACAGACCAUAGUGAUACAUUAUAUAAAAAAUUUUAAAAAAUGUUUUAUUUUAUUUCAAACUACAAUUUUAAAUGCCAAAUUAUGAGAAAGGAAAGUAUACCUAAUAUGUUGUAAGAUGUGUUUCUUUAAUGACACGAUUACAACAAAUGUAAGAUAUUACUUUUUCAUUAAAGAAAGAAAAUUCGAUGAUAAUAAAUUGAUAUGAAGUCUCCUAUAAAAAACCCAGUUCAUUACACUGUGCAUAAAAAUUUCUAGUCAUAAAUUGGCUACCACAAAAGACAUAAUGUAUAUAAAACAUUAAAUAAUAAAUAGAACUUACGUAUGUGUAUAAUACAUAUUUGAUAGUUUUUCUCAUCAAAAAUAAAACAUCUAACAUCAAACAGCCCUUACAAUUAUUCAACAAUAAAAGUUGUCGAAUUUUCGAAAUAGAUUUAACCGUUGUAUAUCGUCAUCAAAAUGAAAUUAUCAAUCUUGUUUUCAAAAUACAUUCCACAAAAAAUUUGUUUACACUCUUUCAUCCAUAGAAUUACCAACAGCUUCGCAGCUGCCACUAAAGGAAAUGACUACGUUAGAAAAUACGACUUUCCUAUUAAGUGAAAUCACUGUACCAGGUAAGGAAAGUCAAGUAUCCAUUUCCUCUCUAUAGAAGCUGACAGGGUCUGUCGCAAAAUAAAUCGAGAAGGACCAUUUAAAGGCAGAUGUAAUUUAGGUACCAAAAACAUACACUAUACUAAAACAUACACUAUACUAAAACAUACACUAUACUAAAACAUACACUAUACUAAAACAUACACUAUACUAAAACAUACACUAUACUAAGACAUACACUAUACUAAGACAUACACCAUACUAAAACAUACACUAUACUAAAACAUACACUAUAUUAAAACAUACACUAUACUAAAACAUAUAUUAUACUAAAACAUACACUAUACUAAAACAUACACUAUACUAAGACAUACACGAUACUAAAACAUACACUAUACUAAAACAUACACUAUACUAAAACAUACACUAUACUAAAACAUACACUUUACUAAAACAUACACUAUACAAAAACAUACACUAUACUAAAACAUACACUUUACUAAAGCAUACACUAUACUAAAACAUACACUAUACUAAAACAUGCACUAUACUAAAACAUACACUUUACUAAAACAUACACUAUACAAAAACAUACACUAUACUAAAACAUACACUAUACUAAAACAUACACUAUACUAAAACAUACACUAUACUAAAACAUACACUAUACUAAAACAUACACUAUACUAAAAUUAGUUUAAUAGAUCUGAUGAGAUCAUUCGUAUUAUAUAUAUCUGAUGAUAUCAUUCAAAUAAUAUAUUUAAUUAUAAAAUUCGAAUAAUAUUUAUGAUGAUAUCAUUCGUAUAAUUUAUCUGAUGAUAUAAAUUGUAUAAUUUAUCGGAUGAGAUCAUACGUAUACAAUCUGUGUUUAAAAAAAAAUAGACCAACGUUAUUAAUGAAAUAAAAAAAAAAAUGUUCAUUUUUAAGGUCUUGAUAUUAAAGCAUUUAGGUUCACUUUAAUAGUUCAACUGUCACCACUGGCAUUUGCCAUUGGUAUAGCUACAAAAAUACCAAUAUACACUAAUGACACGUUAGAUUUGGCACUAAGUUUGUUUAAACUAUCCUAUUUUGUUACAAUAUCCAUCUCUACUCCCUUCAUUAUCUCUAUUUCUUUCUCUCGUUUGUUGUUGUAUUCUAUCUUUUUUUUAUUCUUUAUCAAUUUAUCUAGUCCAUGUUCACUAUCUAUAAAUAAAUGCCUACAUUUUAUGUAUGAAAAUUUAACUAUUCAGUUGUAUAUUCGAUGGAAAACAAUCACUACACCACUUCAACAUCGGUGUGACUAGGUCAAUCUUUACUAUGUUAGACUGUUAGUGGAGUUUAACCUUAUGUUAUUCUCGGUUUUUCACGUUGUUUUACCUAUCUGUUGAUUUUAUUGGACAUGACAUUUUUCAGGUUAUAAUAUAGCUCAGAGUGAUCAACUAGCCUUGAUAUUGCUGGCCAUUCCAAUAAGUAUCGUUAUCUUAGCUGCUGCUUCAAUUAUCUUUUUAAAAGGUGAUGAAAUGUCUAAGACUUUAUCUUAAUAUACUUAGGAAAUACAAUUUUUAUCAUAUAGAACGUAAACAACAUAUGUAAACAUGAAAAGGAGUUAAAAAUUGCUAUGCAUAAUUAAAGAAGAACAUCUCAUCUUUAAAAAAUAAAUGAAGUAUGUAAUAGUAAAAUAUGACGCACACUCCUUCAUCUGUGUUCUGAGUAACAAAUGAUCCUUAGUCCACAUUCUACAUUCUUUUUUAUACCUCACCUCACAUGAUCACUCACUCCACUUCUCCAACCAAUAUACACCCAUUUAGUUCAAACAUGAAUAACAAACAAAUCAACACGUCCAGUCAUACUGAAUGACAAGACAACAACACAGGACAAUCAUGUCACAAAUUUAACUCAAUACACACAACACUAAUCGUCAGUCACGCAUUCUAACACAAAAUAGGGAUGAGUUUGUAUUGUUUUUGUUUUGUUUUUUUCCUUUGUUUAUCUUCAGCCAAAACGUGCAAGAAGAAAACAGUAAACCCAUGUGAUCCUGUUUACGACACAUUACAUUUUGACAAUGAGGAACACGCCUGAAGGACAUACUGCUGUACCCGGAUAUAACAUUUAACCAAAAAAACG